Molecule: messenger RNA, 1244 nt
Organism: Mugil cephalus (flathead mullet)
Lineage: Eukaryota; Metazoa; Chordata; Actinopteri; Mugiliformes; Mugilidae
Gene: snx3
Product: sorting nexin 3
Exons: 4
Coding region: 40-528 (162 amino acids)
Biological process (GO): late endosome to Golgi transport; endocytic recycling
Cellular component (GO): retromer complex; early endosome membrane
Molecular function (GO): phosphatidylinositol-3-phosphate binding
Source: RefSeq, a predicted model, not a curated record
CUUAACGGCUAUCCGUAGCUGUUAGAAGGACGGGAAGAAAUGGCUGAUGCCAUAGCUGAUACAAGAAGGCUCUUCUCUAAGCCUCAAAACUUAAAUGAUGCUUAUGGACCGCCAAGCAACUUCCUAGAGAUCGAUGUGAGCAACCCUGAGACCGUGGGGGUUGGCAGAGGCAGAUAUACCACGUAUGAAGUUAGACUCAAGACCAACCUACCCAUCUUCAAGCUGAAGGAGUCCUGUGUACGGAGGCGGUACAGCGACUUUGAGUGGCUCAGAGCGGAGCUGGAGAGGGAGAGCAAGGUGGUCGUACCGCCUCUCCCAGGAAAAGCUCUUUUCCGGCAGCUCCCAUUUCGAGGAGAUGAUGGCAUAUUUGAUGACUCUUUUAUCGAGGAGCGGAGACAGGGUCUGGAGCAAUUUCUCAACAAAGUGGCCGGUCACCCUCUAGCUCAGAACGAACGAUGCCUGCACAUGUUUCUACAGGACGAGUCGGUGGACAAGAACUACACCCCAUCCAAAAUCAGACAAGCCUGAAAAGAAAAGACGGCUCUGCUUGGCCCGCUCUGGCCUCACUGCGCUCAGCCUAGCUUGGCCCUGACAAUCCAAAGCUCUCUUCACUGCUCCAGGUUUCUCUCAAACAAAAAAACAUUACAGCGACAAACUCCCCACAACCCCACGCCCCACACACACACCAAAAAAAACAUAUUAUUCACUGCCUCGUUUUGUUUAAUUAGUUAGCCCGAUCGAUGUUUGUUUUCACCUUCUAAUUGGAGUCAAGAAUGUUCGACACAUAACUGUGAUUGAAAGUAAUUUAUAGUAAUUUCUCUUUAUGUCUGGAAAUGCCACUAACAUGAAUAUAUAAUGUAUUUAUCAUUUAGCUAUGUCUUGAAUAUAUUCAUUUAUAUUGUAACAUUGACUGAGCGUUCUAAGGUAUGCAGAGCUCUUGUAAUGACACAUUGCGUUUCCCAUCCAGCACUGGCAUGUUGCUCACCAACCAAACGCACACAGAACCACCUUUGAUGGGCCUUGACUUUCAAAUCACGCGCUAGUUGGUCCACCCUUCGAAAGGAAGCAUGUGUCCGUGUGCGCAUCAACCAGCACUUGUCCAAUUAUCACAAUGAUUUUCUAGUAAGAAAUUUCCACAGAGGGAACUGCAGUAUUUCUACUGGUUAUAUGCAUUUUGAGAUUUGUAUACUGCUGUGCCAUUUUUGUUUAUUUUGAAGAUUUUCCAAUAAAAUAGGUGAAAUGUC